Molecule: messenger RNA, 1146 nt
Organism: Gossypium arboreum
Lineage: Eukaryota; Viridiplantae; Streptophyta; Magnoliopsida; Malvales; Malvaceae
Exons: 8
Coding region: 79-984 (301 amino acids)
Molecular function (GO): hydrolase activity, acting on ester bonds
Source: RefSeq, a predicted model, not a curated record
CGGAUAAUACAUAGGGUUGUGAUUAGUGGAUCUCCACCUGGUUUUACAUCUAUUUGUAUUUGCAACAUAUAAAAAAAAAUGAAAGAAGCGAUAAACAUAAAACUCUUUUACAUUUCUCUUGCAGUUUUGUGUAUUGUUUCAAGUGAAACAAAGAUCAGAUCCAUGGCCAUGAAAUUGUUUGAUGCACACUGUCACCUACAGGAUCAAAGAGUUGUUGACAAGGCUUCCCUACUCAUUCAUAUUGCUAAUGCCGCAGGUGUUGUUUACAUUGCUGUCGAUGGCAUAACUGAGAAAGAUUGGCAUCUGGUGAAAGAAAUGAGUGAUGAGUAUGAUUCUGUGAUUCCAAACUUUGGGCUACAUCCAUGGUACGUUGAAGGAAAGAGUCGCUCUUGGUUCGACACUCUGAAAGAGUUAAUUGAAGCAAACCCUUCAGCUGCUGUUGGCGAGAUUGGUUUAGACAAAAGCCCACUGGCAAAAGGGGUUGAUUUCGGGGAACAGGUGGAAGUGUUUAAGAAGCAGCUUCAGCUUGCAAAGGGUUUGAAAAGACCAGCAAGUGUGCAUUGUCUUGAUGCUUUUCCCGAGCUUCUUCAAAUAAUGAAGGAAAUAGGACCAUUUCCAGCAGGUGUAAUACUCCAUUCCUUCCAGGGAUCUCCAGAGGUAGUACCUCAACUUACAAAGCUUGGCUCCUACUUUUCAUUCUCUGGACAUUUGAUGCCAUUAAAAGAAGACAAGGCCAGAAAGAUUGUGAAGGCGGUACCUUUGGAUCGAAUAUUAUUGGAGACGGAUGCACCUGAUGCCCUUCCGACAAACCCUAUUUUCUUUGUUCCUGGAAAUGCUACCCUUAAUCAGCCUGCAAAUGUUCAUAGUGUACUUAUAUAUGUUGCAUCUUUACUAGAUUUGAGUAAAGAAGAAUUGGCAGAUAUAAGUUACAAUAAUGCACUUCGUGUAUUCUCUUUCCAAGGUUCAAAAAUUCCAUUAAAAUGAUCUUUAUUUCUAUGCCUAUGGGAACCGCUGUCUCAUUAUUACAAUAUAAUCCCCCUUUAUUAAUAAUAUAAUAAAUUUAAUUAUUCCGUUCCCACCUUGUACUUUGUAUGUUAAAAAGAGUCAUUAUCUAUUCUGUCUAUUUAUAUUAUUAUUUAAAACGAA